AAUUUGCUAGUUUUUCUAGUUGAAGACACCAUGAAUUUUUCUGGUAAACAAGCGGGGUAAACAAGUCAAGCCACGGAAAUUUAAUUGAAGAUGUUGUAUUUGUUCAGUCAAUUUUACGAAAAGGCACAGGAUUCAUAUUGAUAUGGCCUUGAUAUAAUCAGGGAAGUGAGAGGGAAUAGUGUGCAGCAACGACGACGUGUUGGAAAGCUGCUGUAGAGAGAGAGAGCAAUGUUCAAUGCCAUCUGAGCUGGAUUCAAGAUGGAUCAGCAAACCAUUGUGACAUCACAAAGGAUAUUUUAACCACAUACCUCCUAUAUGCCUCAGUACUUCAUGAUCCCACCUUGUUUAUUUUAUAUGUUACUGUGACGAGAAGGAGGAUAUAAUGCCAUACAGAUCUACCCAUAGACCCAUGAAUGGGAUACCUGCAGGCUACAGAAAGUAUGCUGAACCUCACUCCAAGUCUCUAUGCUGUUAUUGAAAAUGAUGUGUGUGGUUGCCCUAAUAUCUUUGCUGUGAUUCUUCUCUAUGGGAUGUUGGCUAUCAUCUUUAUGAUUGUCUUUAUCUGCUUUAGUACUUCGUCAGGACGCCAAUAUGAGCGAGAUAAGGAUCCCUUCAGUUCCAAGACCUUCUAUAAGAGAAAAACAAAAGAAGAUAUUGAACUUUAUAAACCAAAAGAAGAGAAAGGAGAACAUAUUGAGGUAUUAAGGAGAAGAUUAACUGAUCUCACUGAUGGCUACAGAGAUAUUAAAGAUCUUAAGAAAAAGUAUUAUAAUCAUUGCAAGACCUGUUCAGUAGUCACCAGCUCUGGACGUCUGCUCUUUCACCAAGCUGGCGAAGAGAUCGACUCUGCGGAAUGUGUCAUUCGUAUGAACAAUGCCCCUGUUGUUGGAUAUGAGGAAUAUGUGGGAAAGAAGACAACCUCACGGAUUGUGUGCUUCCGAUCUGUUGCCAAUUUGAAGAAGAGCAUGUUAACUGGCAAAGGAUUUACAAAGGAGGUGGUAGUAUGGGGUGCUGAGAAUCCUAGCCAUGGUAGAUGGGCCAUGUCUAAACUUAAGAUGUUCUUCAGGCAGUACUUACAAACUAAAUGGUUUUCUCUCAAGGAUGGAGGUGAAGAGAUAGCCAACGCAAUCUUUGAAUCAGAGACAGGUAUAUCAAGGGAGAAGUCACAUACCUGGCUUUCUACUGGUUUAUUCACCAUGCUCUUUGCUCUACAAACCUGUGAUAAUAUUACAGUAUAUGGAAUGGUGGAUGAAAACUACUGCAAGUUACAUAAAGAAAUAGAAGCACCUUACCAUUACUAUGAAAACCUGCCAUGGAACGAAUGUGAGUUUCUCAACAUGCAUGAGAACAAAAUGAAACAAGGACAUCGUUAUCUGACGGAGAAAGCCCUCUAUCGCCGCUUUGCGUCCAUGUUCAAUUUAAAUUUUAAGUAUCCAGCGUGGGACCUGACCAAUGCAUCACAUGUUGAUUUCAAGAGCCCAUUUAGAGAGAAAUACAUGAAGGAACACACAAAGAGGUGACACUUUCCAGAUCAAGUGUUAGUGUUUAAAUAGACUACUAUGUGUGGAUGAUCAAUGCAAAUUGCGGUGUUAAUUAUUAAAGUGCCAUGAAGGUGUUGUGUUUAGAUAGGAUGCUAUGAGUGGGUGAUCAGUUCAAACUAUGGUGUCAAUCAUGUGCAGUGUAAAGUGCUUGUUUAGCAUACUAUUCUUAUAUGAUAAUUGAAAAUUACAACAGAUACUUUCAAGUUCAUAUGAACAAUCAUGAAGUUUUACCAAAAAUGAAACAAUAUAUAGCAAAUCAUAUUAUGGUAGGCAAAUUUUUUUCAUUUUACCCUGAUAAUAUCGAUGAGCAGCAAAUUCAUCAAAAUGUGAGGUAAUAGAAUUUUGAUAUUCAUUUAAGCACUAGAAGUUUAGUCCCUUUUGAAAUAACAGUAAACUUCAAAUGCAUAUACUAAACCUAUGCACACAACGUCACUUAGGAUGACACCAUGCAAGAGCUGAAAAUCAACAUUAUAAUGUCAUGUGAUCACACUGUAUAAUGUCAUGUGAUCACACUAUGUAUUGUCAUGUGAUCACCCUGUAUAGUACAUUUCAGUACUAUCAAUUCAGUAAUAUAACUACUCAGCAACCGCAGAAUAAAAUGUGAUACAGUUUUAUUUGUAUAAUUCUAGUGACGGUGUUUGUUCAGAUGUAUGUCUGAUGCUGUAUUCUUUCGUUACAAACCUGAUCAAGGCUUAUAAUGAGUUUAUUUGAAUUUAUCUUACAUAUAUGAGUUCCACAAGGAUAAUGCAAUUUGAUUCUAUUUAGGUGAGAUGUACAUCUAAGAUUCUUGAUGUGAGCUUUAAAUAGAUCAUCUAACUGUUUGAAAUAAAGGCAAAUCAAAUUACGUAUAUUCUUAUUUCUAGAGAUAAGUGCCUAUCACUUUGAAUCUAUAGAUUAAAACAAUUUUUUAAUAUGAAUGAAACUUAUUGUUGUAUAAUAAAUUAUAUUAGAUAGAACUGUAUUUCAAGUGAUUAAUGUUCUAUAUAGAUAUAUGUAGAUUUGAUAUUCCUGAAGGAAUUAUUUGCUCUAUGCCUUGAAUCUCACUGUUAAAUGAAAAGGUAGAUGAAUGAAAAGAUUAAAACUCAGAAGAAACUAUGCUCCACAAUAUUCAAGAAUGAUACUGCUCAACUUUAUAGUAUUCUUUUUUUCUUCAUAUUUACAAAUAAGCCUUUUUGUGAAAUGGUUCUGUAUUCAUUGUCUUAUGAAACAAAUUUUUUGUUUUAUCAAGUUAUCUGUAUAUAUGGCUACCCGUCUAUCUUAGUGAAGUAUGUUAUCCGAGUCCUGUAUCUGGCUACAUCUUCAUCUCUUUAUUAUUAUUUGAGUCUAGCAUUUUCUAAAUUUAUGCUACUUAACGAUCCAUUAUUUUAUAUUUUGCCUUUUUGACUUCCUAAUUUUCUACUUAUGGAAAAUGAUGUUAUUUUCAAUUUAUCUAACAUUUGCACAGUUUUUACAAGUUAAUUUAUGUUAAUUUAGUUUGAAUAGUGGAUCGUUUCUUGAAGCUUGUCAGCACUGAAAAGUUGUCAUUCUAUGAUAGUUAGUUACCAUAGUAACCAGUGCAUAUCAGUCAAUCAAAACUGAGGAUUUCACUAAAAUUGCCAGAGCUGACAAUCUAUUUAGUGCUGACAACUUUUAUUAAACAUAUUUACCAUGUCUGAGAGUAUGGGGAGAAUUCAACAGUUUCAAUGUCAGCACAAAUUUAAUGACGACAUUACACAUGGGAGAUUGAAUCGAUAAUAAACACUUUUGAAAAUAGGCCUAACUAAAGAAAUUAACAAAAUGAUAAAGAUUAGAGAUUUAGAAUUGAUUACUCAUAGACAGGGAUUUUUUAAAUAUAUGUCUCAAAUAAAAGUAUUGGUUUGAAUAAUUUGCUUCCUUGUAUGGAAUGGGGAAGUAUUUUCAGCAUGCAAUUUCUAUUUACAACUUUCUAAUUACAUUGACUUAUAUUAUAUUGGGGGAAUUAGAUAACCGAGAGAGUGCAUAAAAUGUUAUAAGAUUUUUCAGAUAUUCAAUUGAU
Messenger RNA from Lytechinus variegatus (green sea urchin), 3555 nucleotides. RefSeq names its product alpha-N-acetyl-neuraminyl-2,3-beta-galactosyl-1,3-N-acetyl-galactosaminide alpha-2,6-sialyltransferase-like. Lineage: Eukaryota; Metazoa; Echinodermata; Echinoidea; Temnopleuroida; Toxopneustidae. Gene Ontology annotation, molecular function: alpha-N-acetylgalactosaminide alpha-2,6-sialyltransferase activity. The record is from RefSeq and is a predicted model, not a curated record. Gene Ontology annotation, biological process: ganglioside biosynthetic process. The transcript has 10 exons. The coding region runs from base 414 to 1520 and encodes 368 amino acids.